This is a messenger RNA of Condylostylus longicornis, 10803 nucleotides long. Its product is annotated as mucin-2. The record is from RefSeq and is a predicted model, not a curated record. NCBI's taxonomy places the organism in Eukaryota, Metazoa, Arthropoda, Insecta, Diptera, Dolichopodidae. Bases 1 to 10803 code for a protein of 3600 amino acids. The transcript has 10 exons.
AUGAUUUUAAAAGUAUCCAAAUUUGCUUUCGUCCUUAUUUCGAUUCUAUUGCUGGUCGACUCCAGCGUUGGAAGACCUCAAGCUCCAAGCGGCUCCGCGAGUGCAACAUCAGCCGGAACUACAUUUUCACCUUCUUCAUCUGGUGGCGGUUCCGGAGGAGGCUCUUUCCCACCAUCAUCAACGCAAGUGGCACCUACAAGCGCUGGAGGUCUCAAUUACUUCCUUGCCCGCCACCCACAACACCCACAACACCCACAACACCCACAACACCCACAACAACAACACCUUAUACACCCACAACACCAACAACAACAACACCAACAACAACAACACCGACAACGACAACACCAACAACAACAACUCCAACAACAACAACACCAACAACAACAACUCCAACAACAACAACACCAACAACAACACCAACAACAACAACACCAACAACAACAACAGCAACAACAACAACUCCAACAACAACAACACCAACAACAACAACUCCAACAACAACAACACCAACAACGACAACACCAACUACAACAACACCAACAACGACAACACCAACAACGACAACACCAACUACAACAACACCAACAACUACAACUACAGGAACAACUGGUAUUACAACGACGACCUCAACUACUACUACAACACCAACAACAACAACACCAACAACAACUACACCCACAACAACCACGCCUACAACAACCACGCCUACAACAACCACGCCUACAACAACCACGCCUACAACUACCACGCCUACAACAACCACGCCUACAACUACCACGCCUACAACAACCACGCCUACAACAACACCAACUACUACUACACCAACGACAACUACGCCAACAACAACAACACCAACAACUACUACUCCGACUACAACCACACCUACAACAACCACGCCUACAACAACACCAACUACUACUACACCAACUACAACUACGCCAACAACUACUACGCCAACAACAACAACACCAACAACAACUACGCCAACCACCACUACGCCAACAACAACUACACCAACAACAACUACUCCAACUACAACUACACCAACCACUACAACUCCAACUACCACUACACCAACAACAACUACACCAACAACAACCACACCUACUACAACAACUCCAACUACCACAACACCAACAACAACUACACCAACAACGACUACACCAACAACAACAACUCCAACUACAACCACACCAACCACCACAACUCCAACAACAACUACUCCAACUACCACAACUCCAACUACCACAACUCCAACCACACCAACAACCACAACACCAACUACCACAACACCAACUACAACCACUCCAACUACAACAACUCCAACAACAACCACACCAACAACCACAACACCAACCACAACAACUCCAACUACAACUACACCAACCACUACAACUCCAACUACCACUACACCAACAACAACAACACCAACCACUACAACUCCAACCACAACUACGCCAACAACAACUACACCAACUACAACUACACCAACCACUACAACUCCAACAACAACUACUCCAACAACAACUACUCCAACAACAACUACUCCAACAACCACAACACCAACUACCACAACACCAACUACAACUACACCAACCACCACAACACCAACUACAACUACGCCCACGACAACAACACCAACAACUACUACACCAACAACUACUACCCCAACCACAACGACGCCAACAACAACUACACCAACCACUACAACUCCAACCACUACAACCCCCACAACAACAACUCCAACAACUACCACACCAACUACUACUACACCAACCACAACUACGCCUACAACAACUACACCAACUACUACUACACCAACUACAACUACACCAACCACAACAACACCAACAACAACAACUCCAACAACAACAACCAACACCAACCACCACAACACCAACUACAACUACACCAACCACAACAACACCAACAACAACAACUCCAACAACAACAACUCCAACAACAACUACACCAACAACCACAACACCAACAACCACAACACCAACAACCACAACUCCAACUACUACUACACCAACUACGACAACACCAACCACAACUACGCCUACAACAACUACACCAACAACUACUACACCAACAACUACUACCCCAACCACAACUACUCCUACUACAACUACACCCACCACUACAACUCCAACAACAACUACUCCAACAACAACUACUCCAACAACAACUACACCAACUACAACAACUCCAACUACCACCACACCAACCACAACUACACCGACAACAACUACCCCAACUACAACUACUCCAACCACCACAACUCCAACAACAACUACUCCAACAACAACUACUCCAACAACAACUACUCCAACAACCACAACACCAACUACCACAACACCAACUACCACUACACCAACCACAACUACGCCCACAACAACUACACCAACAACAACUACUCCAACAACAACAACUCCAACAACAACAACUCCAACAACUACCACACCAACUACUACUACACCAACCACAACUACGCCCACAACAACUACACCAACAACAACAACUCCAACAACUACAACUCCAACAACAACAACUCCAACAACAACUACACCAACCACUACAACUCCAACCACUACAACUCCAACAACAACAACUCCAACUACUACCACUCCAACUACUACUACACCAACUACUACUACACCAACAACCACAACUCCAACUACUACUACACCAACUACGACAACACCAACCACAACUACGCCUACAACAACUACACCAACAACUACUACACCAACAACUACUACCCCAACCACAACUACUCCUACUACAACUACACCCACCACUACAACUCCAACAACAACUACUCCAACAACAACUACUCCAACAACAACUACACCAACUACAACAACUCCAACUACCACCACACCAACCACAACUACACCGACAACAACUACCCCAACUACAACUACUCCAACCACCACAACUCCAACAACAACUACUCCAACAACCACAACACCAACAACCACAACACCAACAACCACAACUCCAACUACUACUACACCAACUACCACAACACCAACCACAACUACGCCUACAACAACUACACCAACCACUACAACUCCAACUACUACAACUCCAACAACAACAACUCCAACAACUACCACACCAACUACUACUACACCAACCACAACUACGCCCACAACAACUACACCAACAACAACAACUCCAACAACUACAACUCCAACAACAACAACUCCAACAACAACUACACCAACCACUACAACUCCAACCACUACAACUCCAACAACAACAACUCCAACUACUACCACUCCAACUACUACUACACCAACUACUACUACACCAACCACAACUACACCAACCACUACAACUCCAACUACUACUACCCCAACCACCACAACACCAACCACAACAACGCCAACAACAACAACGCCAACAACAACUACACCAACAACAACAACGCCUACUACAACAACACCAACUACAACUACACCAACCACUACAAUUCCAACCACUACAACUCCAACAACAACAACUCCAACAACUACCACACCAACUACUACUACACCAACCACAACUACGCCCACAACAACUACACCAACAACAACAACUCCAACCACUACAACUCCAACAACAACAACUCCAACAACAACUACACCAACAACCACAACACCAACAACCACAACACCAACAACAACAACUCCAACUACUACCACUCCAACUACUACUACACCAACCACAACAACACCAACCACUACAACUCCAACUACUACUACCCCAACCACCACAACACCAACCACAACAACGCCAACAACAACAACGCCAACAACAACUACACCAACAACAACAACGCCUACUACAACAACACCAACUACAACUACACCAACCACUACAACUCCAACCACUACAACUCCAACAACAACAACUCCAACAACUACCACACCAACUACUACUACACCAACCACAACUACACAACUACGCCAACAACAACAACACCAACUACUACUACUCCAACAACAACAACUCCAACUACAACCACACCAACAACAACUACACCAACAACAACAACACCGACAACAACAACUCCAACUACAACCACACCAACAACAACUACACCAACAACAACAACACCAACUACUACUACUCCAACAACAACAACUCCAACUACAACCACUCCAACUACAACUACACCAACCACUACAACUCCAACUACUACCACACCAACCACAACUACUCCAACAACAACUACGCCAACAACAACUACCCCAACUACUACUACACCAACCACAACCACGCCAACAACAACCAACAACACCAACUACGACUACUCCAACCACAACUACCCCAACUACAACAACUCCAACUACAACUACACCUACUACAACCACACCAACCACUACCACACCAACGACAACCACUCCAACUACAACAACCCCAACUACAACUACACCAACCACUACAACUCCAACUACUACCACACCAACUACAACUACUCCAACGACAACUACGCCAACAACAACUACACCAACUACUACUACACCAACCACAACCACGCCAACAACAACAACACCAACGACUACUACACCAACCACAACCACGCCAACAACAACAACGCCAACCACGACUACGCCAACAACAACUACGCCAACUACAACAACUCCAACUACCACAACUCCAACUACCACAACUCCAACUACCACAACUCCGACUACGACAACACCAACUACUACCACACCAACUACAACUACCCCAACAACAACUACGCCAACAACAACUACCCCAACUACUACUACACCAACCACAACCACGCCAACAACAACAACACCAACGACUACUACACCAACCACAACCACGCCAACAACAACUACGCCAACUACAACAACUCCAACUACCACAACUCCAACUACCACAACUCCAACUACCACAACUCCAACUACCACAACUCCAACUACCACAACUCCGACUACAACAACACCAACUACUACCACACCAACUACAACUACUCCAACUACCACUACACCAACCACUACAACUCCAACUACUACCACACCAACAACAACUACUCCAACAACAACUACGCCAACAACAACUACACCAACUACUACUACACCAACCACAACCACGCCAACAACAACAACACCAACGACUACUACACCAACCACAACCACGCCAACAACAACAACGCCAACCACGACUACGCCAACAACAACUACGCCAACUACAACAACUCCAACUACCACAACUCCAACUACCACAACUCCAACUACCACAACUCCGACUACGACAACACCAACUACUACCACACCAACAACAACUACUCCAACAACAACUACGCCAACAACAACUACCCCAACUACUACUACACCAACCACAACCACGCCAACAACAACCACACCAACUACUACUACACCAACCACAACCACGCCAACAACGACAACACCAACUACGACUACUCCAACCACAACUACGCCAACUACAACAACUCCAACUACCACAACUCCAACUACCACAACUCCAACUACCACAACUCCGACUACGACAACACCAACUACUACCACACCAACUACAACUACGCCAACUACCACUACACCAACCACAACUACGCCAACUACAACAACUCCAACUACAACUACACCUACUACAACCACACCAACAACUACCACACCAACGACAACCACUCCAACUACAACAACCCCAACUACAACUACACCAACCACUACAACUCCAACUACUACCACACCAACUACAACUACUCCAACAACAACUACGCCAACAACAACUACACCAACUACUACUACACCAACCACAACCACGCCAACAACAACAACACCUACUACUACUACACCAACUACAACUACACCAACCACAACUACUCCAACUACCACAACUCCAACUACCACAACUCCGACCACGACAACACCAACAACAACUACACCAACUACUACUACACCAACAACAACAACUCCAACUACAACUACGCCAACUACCACUACACCAACCACAACUACGCCAACUACAACAACUCCAACUACAACUACUCCAACAACAACUACACCAACUACUACUACACCAACCACAACCACGCCAACAACAACAACACCAACUACAACUACACCAACCACUACUACACCAACCACAACAACUCCAACUACCACAACUCCGACUACGACAACACCAACUACAACUACACCAACAACAACAACUCCAACUACAACUACGCCAACUACCACUACACCAACCACAACUACGCCAACUACAACAACUCCAACUACAACUACUCCAACAACAACUACACCAACUACUACUACACCAACCACAACCACGCCAACAACAACAACACCAACUACAACUACACCAACCACUACUACACCAACCACAACUACGCCAACAACAACUACACCAACCACUACUACACCAACCACAACCACGCCAACAACAACAACACCAACUACAACUACACCAACCACUACUACACCAACCACAACUACGCCAACAACAACCACACCAACCACUACCACACCAACGACAACCACUCCAACUACAACAACCCCAACUACAACUACACCAACCACUACAACUCCAACUACUACCACACCAACUACAACUACUCCAACGACAACUACGCCAACAACAACUACACCAACUACUACUACACCAACCACAACCACGCCAACAACAACAACACCAACGACUACUACACCAACCACAACCACGCCAACAACAACAACGCCAACCACGACUACGCCAACAACAACUACGCCAACUACAACAACUCCAACUACCACAACUCCAACUACCACAACUCCAACUACCACAACUCCGACUACGACAACACCAACUACUACCACUCCAACUACAACUACUCCAACAACAACUACACCAACAACAACUACCCCAACUACUACUACACCAACCACAACCACGCCAACAACAACAACACCAACGACUACUACACCAACCACAACCACGCCAACAACAACAACGCCAACCACGACUACGCCAACAACAACUACGCCAACUACAACAACUCCAACUACCACAACUCCAACUACCACAACUCCAACUACCACUACACCAACCACUACAACUCCAACUACUACCACACCAACAACAACUACUCCAACAACAACUACGCCAACAACAACUACACCAACUACUACUACACCAACCACAACCACGCCAACAACAACAACACCAACGACUACUACACCAACCACAACCACGCCAACAACAACAACGCCAACCACGACUACGCCAACAACAACUACGCCAACUACAACAACUCCAACUACCACAACUCCAACUACCACAACUCCAACUACCACAACUCCGACUACGACAACACCAACUACUACCACACCAACUACAACUACUCCAACAACAACUACGCCAACAACAACUACCCCAACUACUACUACACCAACCACAACCACGCCAACAACAACCACACCAACUACUACUACACCAACCACAACCACGCCAACAACAACAACACCAACUACGACUACUCCAACCACAACUACGCCAACUACAACAACUCCAACUACCACAACUCCAACUACCACAACUCCAACUACCACAACUCCGACUACGACAACACCAACUACUACCACACCAACUACAACUACGCCAACUACCACUACACCAACCACAACUACGCCAACUACAACAACUCCAACUACAACUACACCUACUACAACCACACCAACAACUACCACACCAACGACAACCACUCCAACUACAACAACCCCAACUACAACUACACCAACCACUACAACUCCAACUACUACCACACCAACUACAACUACUCCAACAACAACUACGCCAACAACAACUACACCAACUACUACUACACCAACCACAACCACGCCAACAACAACAACACCAACUACUACUACACCAACUACAACUACACCAACCACAACUACUCCAACUACCACAACUCCAACUACCACAACUCCGACCACGACAACACCAACAACAACUACACCAACUACUACUACACCAACAACAACAACUCCAACUACAACUACGCCAACUACCACUACACCAACCACAACUACGCCAACUACAACAACUCCAACUACAACUACUCCAACAACAACUACACCAACUACUACUACACCAACCACAACCACGCCAACAACAACAACACCAACUACAACUACACCAACCACUACUACACCAACCACAACUACGCCAACAACAACUACACCAACCACUACUACACCAACCACAACUACGCCAACAACAACUACACCUACUACCACUACACCAACCACUACCACACCAACGACAACCACUCCAACUACCACAACUCCAACUACCACAACUCCAACUACCACAACUCCGACUACGACAACACCAACUACAACUACACCAACAACAACAACUCCGACUACAACUACGCCAACUACCACUACACCAACCACAACUACACCAACUACUACUACACCAACCACAACCACGCCAACAACAACAACUCCAACUACAACUACGCCAACUACCACUACACCAACCACAACUACGCCAACUACAACAACUCCAACUACAACAACACCAACCACAACUACUCCAACAACAACCACGCCAACAACUACCACACCAACAACUACUACACCAACUACUACCACACCAACCACUACAACUCCAACUACUACCACACCAACUACAACUACACCAACCACUACUACACCAACCACGACUACGCCAACAACAACUACACCAACCACAACUACUCCAACUACCACAACUCCAACUACCACAACUCCGACCACGACAACACCAACAACAACUACACCAACUACUACUACACCAACAACAACAACUCCAACUACAACUACGCCAACUACCACUACACCAACCACAACUACGCCAACUACAACAACUCCAACUACAACUACUCCAACAACAACUACGCCAACAACAACUACACCAACUACUACUACCCCAACCACAACCACGCCAACAACAACAACACCAACUACAACUACACCUACUACAACCACACCAACCACUACCACACCAACGACAACCACUCCAACUACAACAACACCAACUACAACCACACCAACCACCACCACACCAACGACAACCACUCCAACUACAACAACACCAACAACAACUACACCAACUACUACUACACCAACAACAACAACUCCAACUACAACUACACCAACUACCACUACACCAACCACAACUACGCCAACUACAACAACUCCAACUACAACUACUCCAACAACAACUACGCCAACAACAACUACACCAACUACUACUACACCAACCACAACCACGCCAACAACAACAACUCCAACUACAACUACGCCAACUACCACUACACCAACCACAACUACGCCAACUACAACAACUCCAACUACAACUACUCCAACAACAACUACUCCAACAACAACCACGCCAACAACUACCACACCAACAACUACUACACCAACUACGACUACACCAACAACAACAACUCCAACUACAACUACGCCAACUACCACUACACCAACCACAACUACGCCAACUACAACAACUCCAACUACAACUACUCCAACAACAACUACUCCAACUACCACAACUCCAACUACCACAACUCCAACAACCACAACACCAACUACAACUACACCAACCACAACAACGCCAACUACAACUACGCCAACUACAACAACACCAACCACAACUACGCCAACUACAACCACACCGACUACUACCACACCAACGACAACCACACCAACAACAACAACUCCAACAACCACCACACCCACAACUACCACACCGACAACCACCACACCCACAACUACCACACCAACAACUACCACACCAACGACAACCACGCCAACAACAACAACUCCAACUACCACAACUCCAACUACCACAACUCCAACUACCACAACUCCAACUACCACAACUCCAACUACUACAACUCCUACUACCACAACACCAACUACAACUACACCAACCACAACUACACCAACAACAACCACGCCAACAACAACAACUCCUACAACUACCACACCAACAACAACUACCCCAACUACAACUACACCAACCACAACUACGCCAACCACAACUACGCCAACCACAACUACUCCAACUACCACAACUCCAACUACCACAACUCCAACAACCACAACACCAACUACAACUACACCAACCACAACAACGCCAACUACAACUACACCAACUACAACAACACCAACCACAACUACGCCAACUACAACCACACCGACUACUACCACACCAACGACAACCACACCAACAACAACAACUCCAACAACCACCACACCCACAACUACCACACCGACAACCACCACACCCACAACUACCACACCAACAACUACCACACCAACGACAACCACGCCAACAACAACAACUCCAACUACCACAACUCCAACUACCACAACUCCAACUACCACAACUCCAACUACCACAACUCCAACUACCACAACUCCAACUACUACAACUCCUACUACCACAACACCAACUACAACUACACCAACCACAACUACACCAACAACAACCACGCCAACAACAACAACUCCAACAACUACUACUCCAACAACAACUACUCCAACUACAACUACACCAACCACAACUACGCCAACAACAACAACUCCAACCACAACCACACCAACUACUACUACACCAACAACAACUACACCAACCACAACUACCGCUCAAAAUGUAUUAGGGUGGAAUAGAAAUAGAAUAGGAGCCAACUGCAAUAUUACAAAUUAUCAAACAGUAGCUGCACCAACUUCAAGUUGUGUAUCAACACCAUGCCCAUGUGUCAAACCACCACAAAUUCAAGGCUCAGGCUAA